GGAAGGAAAUAUGAGGCUCAAAUUUUUGCCUAAUGCUGACGUGUCACUGAUUGGCAAGAACCUGACCUCACAUAUACCACUUAAAUUUAUCACAACCCUCUUAUCCUUGACGCUUGAGGCCUGAGAGCAAUGGAUUCGCAGUCCCAGAGCUCUUCAAUGGCCUCUCUUGCCUCCCAAAUUUGCAAUCACAUAGCCUCCAUCUUCACUAAACCAACCCACCCACACCCGCCAGUCUUAGACCUUUUGGUCAACGAGCUAUCUUCUGCAGCGGCCAGAAACGGCGGCGUCUUCCUUUACGGAGUGGGCCGAGAGGGCCUAAUGCUGAAGGCUCUGUGCAUGCGGCUGGCCCACCUCGGCCUCUCGGCUCACAUGGUCUUCGACAUGACGACUCCCCCAAUCUCCACCACCGAUCUACUCAUCGCCUCUGCGGGCCCAGGUGGAUUCUCCACAGUCGAAGCCAUUUGCUCCGUGGCAAGAUCGCACGGUGCUAGAGUCCUGCUGCUAACUGCCCAGCCGGAGACGGGAUCCUGUGUGAAGCACGCUAGCGUGGUGGGUUACGUGCCAGCGCAGACCAUGGCAAAUGAUGCGGAUGCUGGUGAAGUGAUGGAAUCUCUGCCGUCGCUUCCUAUGGGGAGCGUGUACGAAGGGGCCUUGUUCGUGUUGUUUGAGAUGGUGGUGUAUAAGUUGGGUGAGGCCUUAGGUCAGACCUCCCCUGAGGCCAUACGAGCUCGCCACACCAAUCUCGAAUGAAUGAAUGAGAUUGGACCCACCAAGGGCUGUAUGUUAUUUGGGCCUACGGCUCUCGGCCCAAAACAAAAUAAGCCCAUGGCUCACUUUGUAACCAAGAAUAAUAUAAAUAAAGCACAAGUUAAUUUCAGCUUUAA
Molecule: messenger RNA, 884 nt
Organism: Prunus mume (Japanese apricot)
Lineage: Eukaryota; Viridiplantae; Streptophyta; Magnoliopsida; Rosales; Rosaceae
Product: Sugar isomerase (SIS) family protein
Biological process (GO): carbohydrate derivative metabolic process
Molecular function (GO): isomerase activity; carbohydrate derivative binding
Source: RefSeq, a predicted model, not a curated record